Syzygium oleosum is the source of this 3121-nucleotide messenger RNA. RefSeq names its product ubiquitin carboxyl-terminal hydrolase 8. The transcript is spliced from 13 exons. Gene Ontology annotation, biological process: protein deubiquitination. Gene Ontology annotation, molecular function: cysteine-type deubiquitinase activity. The coding region runs from base 72 to 2702 and encodes 876 amino acids. The record is from RefSeq and is a predicted model, not a curated record. NCBI's taxonomy places the organism in Eukaryota, Viridiplantae, Streptophyta, Magnoliopsida, Myrtales, Myrtaceae.
CUCCUCUCUCUGUCUCUCUGUUUCUCUCUCUCUCUCUCUCCUUCUCUCUCUCUCUCUCUCUACAUUCUCCGAUGGACAAGCCCGCCGACGAUUCGCCGGAGUCGACUCAGCUCGCGGACCCGGACGGCGAGCAGCGAGUUUACUUCGUGCCCUACAGGUGGUGGAAGGAUGCGCACGAUUCGAUGGCGGGCGAGCCCGAUGAGAAGAGGGGGAUCGUGUACGCGGCGUCGCCGGCUUCGUCGUCGUACGGGGGCCCGAUGAAGAUAAUCAACAACAUCUUCAGUUCAGAUCUCGCGUUCAAUUUGAGAAGGGAGGAGAGCCCCGCGCAGGAUCGCGAGGACGGCGAGGUGGGCGUUUCGGGCCGGGACUUUGCGUUGGUCUCCGGUGAAAUGUGGGUUCAGGCACUCAAGUGGCAUAGUGACUCUAAAGUUGCUCUAAAGGAGAGUAGGAGCUUCUCGGCUGCUGAAGAUGAUAUGUCUGAUGUCUAUCCUUUGCAGCUCAGGCUGUCUGUGCUAAGAGAGGCAAACUCAUUGGCUGUUAGAAUAAGUAAAAAAGAUAAUGCAGUUGAACUUUUUAAAAGAGCCUGCAAGAUCUUCAGUGUUGAUAUUGAACUGAUGCGCAUUUGGGACUUUUCUGGUCAGACAACUCUGUUUUUCUUGAAUGACAAUAAUAGGUUUAUAAAAGACGGUUCGAGAAUGUCAGAUCAGGAGGUUCUCCUGGAGUUGCAAAUUUAUGGUUUAUCAGAUUCCAUCAAAUGUAGAGAAGGGAAAAAAGAUGAAAAGGCUUUGCAGUAUUGCAAUGGAAUAAAUUCCCUUACGAUAAAUGGAAGCACAUGCAAUGGGAACUCUGAUUCUUCCCGAGUUUAUAUGUCAUCCGCUUAUCAAAGCUCAGAAGCUGGUUCCUUGGGAUUGACAGGAUUACAGAAUCUUGGAAAUACUUGCUUCAUGAAUAGUUCCCUACAGUGCUUAGCGCACACACCAAAGCUUGUUGAUUAUUUCCUUGGGGAUUAUGCUAGGGAGAUGAAUCAUGAAAACCCGCUGGGCAUGGAUGGCGAGAUUGCUUUAGCAUUUGGUGAUUUGAUAAGAAAAUUAUGGGCUCCUGGAGCAACUCCAGUUGCACCAAGAACGUUCAAAUCAAAACUUGCUCGUUUUGCUCCUCAAUUUAGUGGAUAUAACCAGCAUGAUUCUCAGGAACUCCUUGCUUUUCUCUUGGAUGGACUUCACGAAGAUCUCAAUCGGGUAAAAUGCAAGCCUUAUGUAGAAGCCAAGGAUGCAGAUGGGCGACCAGAUGAAGAUGUUGCUGAUGAGUAUUGGAGAUAUCAUUUAGCACGGAAUGAUUCUGUAAUAGUUGAUGUGUGUCAAGGUCAAUACAAAUCAACAUUGGUGUGUCCUGUUUGCAAGAAGGUUUCUGUCACUUUUGAUCCAUUUAUGUACCUUUCCUUGCCACUACCUUCAACAACUAUGCGGACAAUGACUCUAACAGUCAUAACUACUUAUGGGAGCACUAAGCUAUCCCCUUAUACCAUUACCGUGCCAAAGUUUGGAAAAUGCGAAGAUCUUAAACGGGCCCUAAGCGCUGCUUGUUCUCUUGGGGACGAUGAGACCCUUUUGUUGGCUGAGAUAUACAACGGCCAUAUCAUCCGUUAUCUGGGGGAGCCUACAGAUUCUUUAACAUUGAUUAGGGAUGAAGAUCGGCUAGUUGCUUAUCGGUUAUCUAAAGAUUCUGAAGAUCUCCCCUUGGUUGUGUUCAUGCAUCAGAGGAUGGAGGAGCAGUCCAUUCAGGGGAAUUUUUCGGGAUGUUGUAAGUCUUUUGGUAUUCCUCUUGUUGCAAGGCUCAAUGGUCAGGCUGACAGAUCUAAUAUUUGUAGCCUUUAUCUGAGACUACUCAAUCCGUUUCGCAAUCUUAGUCAAGAUGUUGCGAAUGAAAAUGAUUGCUCAGAGAGCAGCGGGCCUGAAGAUGCCUCAAGCUCAACUAUAGGUCCUGGAAUGUCCAAUAACUCUGAUGUGAAAAAAGUCGACUCUACCUCGGACUCUGAGCUGAAGCUUUAUUUAACUGAUGAUAAGGGAAUCACCAAGGAUCGUGAGAUUCUGAUGAGUGAGCCGGUGGUGCAGGCUGAAAUGUCCAGGCGGUUGAAUGUUCUUGUUUGUUGGCCCGAAAAACGGAUAAAAAAGUACGAUACAAGCCCUCUUAGCUCCUUGCCUGAGAUUUUCAAGACUGGAUUCUUUUCGAAAAAAGCUCAAGAGACUGUCUCGUUGUACAAGUGCCUUGAAGCUUUCCUGACAGAGGAGCCUCUUGGACCAGAUGACAUGUGGUACUGUCCCAGGUGCAAAGAGCACCGCCAAGCUAGCAAAAAGUUAGAUCUUUGGAGACUGCCAGAGAUUUUAGUAAUUCAUUUGAAGAGGUUCUCCUACAGCCGUUUCCUGAAAAACAAGUUAGAGACAUAUGUUGACUUCCCCAUAGACAAUCUUGAUUUAUCGGCUUACAUUGCAUGCAAGAAUGGCCAGUCAUCUUGCCGCUACAUGCUUUAUGCAGUUAGUAAUCACUACGGCAGCAUGGGAGGUGGUCAUUAUACUGCAUUUGUCCAUCAUGGUGGCAAUCGAUGGUACGAUUUUGAUGAUAGCCACGUGUACCCUAUCAGCCUGGAGAAAAUUAAGACUUCCGCUGCUUAUGUACUAUUUUACAGAAGAGUGAUAGAAGUGUGAAACCCAAGUAGAGUAAGUGAAAUUCUUGAUAGACUGAAGGCUGACCACAUUUGUAAUGCCUUCACCAUUUUUGACCUUUGAGUUUGCAGUUGUCAACCCAAACAGGUAUCAUUCUUUUGUUCCAUUCAGCUUACCGUCUCUCCUCAAUCAAUGAUGACGAAGGGAGAUUAUAAGCUCGGAGGUGUCUAGGACAGUUGUAACAUAGUUAGCAGUCGAAGGCACUAGAAGUAUAGCAUCAGAGACCACUUCUUUAAAAUCUUUUGUCCAUAUGUGAGGGAUACCUGAUAUAAUUCUUUUGACAUUAUUUUUUUUUUUUGGUUUGAGGGAGUUGUUACCCUGUCAUUAGGAUUGUAAAACUGGUGAAAAAGAUAUUGAAAUCAUUCAUCGGCAAGCGUAGGAAUAUAGUGUUGUGUUGGUAA